Molecule: messenger RNA, 2437 nt
Organism: Owenia fusiformis
Lineage: Eukaryota; Metazoa; Annelida; Polychaeta; Sabellida; Oweniidae
Source: the annotation of a GenBank genome assembly
GUACAUGUACAGUAGUUAUCAGGAUUUUGAACCUUUUCAUGUAUAAGGUUGCGACUCUGGGACCUUGAGCUUAAAAUGAUUAGUAGUUGGCACUGGCUAAAGGUAAACUGAAUAAAUCAUCUCAAAUGUUCUAAAUCAAGCUGGUGAGGAUCCUGAUAAUUUAGAAACGUGAUUUAUGAGUUAUAGCAUGGAAACGGAAUUUGAUACAGAGUUGGAUAAAAUAAGGAAAAUCUGUGUGUGUACAAUUUGCAGUGAGCCUCUAAAGGCACCUGUGACAUUUCCAUGUUUGCAUAUGUACUGUCAGGAGUGUGUUCAUGAUUCAAAAUCAAACACAACAAGUGAAUGUCCUCAAUGCACAAAUGAGGACACAACUGAAGCAAUUACGAUGACGCCAAGUGUAACAAUGGGUCGUAUACACGACGUACUACAUCCAAAGGCUCCAAAGACAAAGACUGGUGAAUAUGAGUGUAGUGUUUGCGUUAUAGUCGACAGUGAUUCCAAGACAAAAGCGGUUGCAAAAUGCAUUGAAUGUGAUCAAAAACUCUGUGAAAAUUGUGUCAAAAUGCACGGUGCAAUAAAACUAUUGAAAGAUCAUAAUCUUAUCGACCUACCAGGUGAUAAUAGUGUGAAUGCUAAAGCAGAGCUAGAUGCUAUUAAAGCAAGCCAUGCAUUCUGUUUAAAGCACACCGAUAAGCCACUCGAAUACGUCUGUGAAAUAGACAAAACUGUACUUUGUCCAACAUGUUGUAUUGUCAAUCACCCUGGUCAUAUAUGUACAAGUGUUACAGAUGCUGCUGAAUCCGUUCGUGAGUCCUUAAAACUCCUUCUUGAUAAUGGAAAUGAACGAAUUGGUGGUUACACAGAGGCACUAGAAAAUGCAGGUGAAUUUGAGAAGGAUCUGAAACACAGUGCAGACGAAGGAAGGACUAGUAUCGAAAAUGAUAGAGCUGCGUGUAUAGCAGCAAUAAAUAAGACAUUUGAUGAGAUGAAAGCUUCAUUAGACAAAGUGGAGAAAACUUGUCUUGAAGCUAACGAUCGCCAUGUGAUAGAAUUAAAGCAAUCAAUGUCACAAAUCGAACAUCAAAUGAGUCAAAUAACUAUACUAAAAGCAUAUGGUCAUCCUUCGGAACUUGUGACGCUUUCUUCAGCAUUUGAAAAGAAAUCGAGGGAUUGGGCAAUUCCACCAUCUCCGAGGACAGAUUACAGAGUAAGUGUUAAUGUCACUUCUUCCGGUAUAUUUGACAAUCGUAUUGAAUUUGGUAAUGUGACAACUUCAUCCAUCAAAAGACAGACGACACUUCUUGCAAAAUCAGUUGUCGUCCAGUGCAAACUUUUGACUGAAUCUGUCCUCAACGAUCUUGAUGUUCUCGAUAGUAAAGAUGUUGUUGCUACUACGGGGAAUGUGGCGAUGUUAUACGAUUCUAAUUUUAAGCUUAAAAAGAAGAUCGAGGGCCAGAAUAUGUGGUCAGUGACAUCUAUGUCAAGGGGAAAUAUCGCAUUCACCCAUAACUCUGACGUCAUCAGUAUUUACGACAAAGAUGGCGACCAUAUCCAUGAUCUUCAAAUUGAAAACGCAAAGUAUCUUCGUGGUAUAGCAACCGAUGUACAUGGCAAUCUUGUCGUUUCUGACCUUGGAAGCAAAGUUGUGUCACAUAUCGAUAUUGGUACAGGCGAAACACUGUCCAAAACAGAGAAUGCCUCAUUCCUUUGGCCAGGCUAUGUAACAAAGAACAGCAAGGAUGUAACGAUAGUGUCUGAUUAUGAUGCGGAUUGUAUCAUUGCAAUUGAUCGUAACACUGAUCAAGAACUCUUUCGUUAUGGCAAACGUGGAGCUGGUGACAAUGAAAUGAACAACCCUAGAGAUGUCUGUACCGACUGUGAUGACAACAUCAUUGUAGCGGAUUCAGCAAACUACAGGGUGGUCCUCCUGAGUCCCGAGGGGAAGCUCAUAAGAUAUCUUCUGACUGAGAAAGACGGUCUACAAUACCCCUGGGGUCUGGCAAUAGACAGCGAUGAAAAUCUUCUUGUUGGUGACAGUCAAGGAAAAGUAUUUGUCGUAAAAUACAGAGGAUGAGAUAGAUACAAUGAUACUGAACAAAAGGAGAUACAUAUUAUGUCCGAAACAAAAUUUUGGCUUCAUACCCCAAAAUUAGAAAAAACAACUCCGACAAACGUACCAUUUUAGUUUUAAAAAAAUCAAAACUUGCAAUGAGUUAUCGUAAUCACAUUAUAAAUCGUCGCCUAUUGCGAAAUCUCUCUAAUAAAUAUAUAGAAUUGAUUAAUAUAUGAGAAUUCAAAUAAAACUGUAUCUUGGACUAAUUAAAAAUCACUUACAAGCAUACGUUUACAUUUAGAUAAUCUUUGGCAAUUGGAGUAUAAAUGGUGUUUAAAAAUGCAAUAAACAUGUUCUCGCAACACUGCGGGUCGUGGCUUUUAA